Cylicostephanus goldi is the source of this 1155-nucleotide messenger RNA. Lineage: Eukaryota; Metazoa; Nematoda; Chromadorea; Rhabditida; Strongylidae. The record is from the annotation of a GenBank genome assembly.
AACGUGCAUGCGACGAAACCGACUGAGAGCUCAACACCCCUGAGCGAAAGCAACGGAGAGGAACCCUCUGAACGACAGAACGUUCCCAAGGCAGAAAUAAGCCCCGAAGGCUCUAGCACAGUUGUGCCGUCCACCGAUGCUGAGCAAGCAGGAGUAUCGACCACAGCUGCUUCAUCAAGUGAUCACAGCACCCAAGAAGCCGCCACGACGCUCCUAGCUAUAUCUGAGCAAACUACGACUGCAACCUCGACGCAUCCAGGAGCUUCUGUGACAGAACAAACAGGCGAGGAGACAACAUCACAAACCGAAAGGACUACGACGUCUUCAGGUAAAGGAAGCGGAGAAGAAGAAGUCACUAGUGCAGCUCCGAAAUUAGAUUCGAGCACAGAUGAGACGAGGUCUCCCGUGCCGGGACUGAUAGUUUCUGUACAACGGACUACGGAAGUGCCAGAAGGUACUGGAAGUGUGCCUUCAUCUCACACUUCGUCCUCAAGCACUCCUUCUACACCCUCGGAAGGCAGCGAACAAACAACAGUGGAAAAAACCUAUGAGAGCACUACGGUGAUACCAAUCGAAGCAAAAGAACAACCUGCACUCGAAGGUCAGCCAGAACGGGGAGCAAGCACGCCAUCAAGUGAAUCCUCAAAAACGACUUCUCAUCCCCCAGGGUCUGCUCCUGACGAGGGAAUACUGGUUCCGAGCACAAUCGAAGGUGGUGAAGAUAGCGUCGGCAAAUCACCCAUUGUGGAAUCAAGCAUUGAUGAUGGCAAGACUACAGAACCAUCGGAAGAAUCAAGCAGAACAACUUCUGAGACUCAAUCAUCUGAGCCAUCUUCCACGACGCCUACCACAACCGAGACCCUCAGUGGAGUGCAUGUGGUACCGUUGCUGGUGGUAAGUCCUAAGGAGAAAAGUGAUGAACGGCAUACAACUCCAGAAACUGCAGAGACAGCACACCCCUCUACGCCAUCUGAGCCAUUAGAGUUUAUCACGGAGAGUCCUGGUGGAAAAGCCAGUGCUGAAUCUGGUAGCACAGGACACGCCUCUACACCAUCUGAGCCGCUAGAAUUUCUCACGGAUAGACCCGAUGGAAAAACCAGUACCGAAUCUGCUAGCUCGGCACAUCCCUCUACACCAUCUGAGCCAUUAGAGUUU